CCAGUUGCUUUCAUGGCCUUCAAAUUAACGAGGAAGGCGACAAACACAGAGACCCAUUACCAAAUUUGGCUCCUUCUUCUCCUCUCGGAAGUCAAACUAAAACCCAAUAGAGAGAAAGAGAGGUAGAGGCAGAGCAGAAGCCAUAAGCUAACGCGUUAGCCCUAUCCAAUCCUUAGAUUUCACCAUUAAUGGAGCCCAAAAUUCUUCGACUAAUCUCUCAUCAAUCCUUCUUCUCCGUCGUCCGAUCAGGCGACAUCGAUUCCCUGAAGCUUACUCUUGAAAGAUCCAAUGAGGUUGAAGGAGAAGAUCGAGCUUCAGUUACUGCCUUAAUGGCGUUGCAGAACGAUGUCGGUGAAACACCUCUGUAUAUCGCCGCUGAAAACAAUCUAGAAGAGGUCUUCAAGUACUUGGUGAAUUUCUGUGACCUUCAGAUCGCGAUGAUCAGAGCUAAGUCGGAUAUGGAUGCAUUUCAUGUCGCUGCUUCGCGUGGGAACUUAGGGGUCGUGAAAGAGCUUUUGAGCAGGUGGCCUGAACUUUGCAAGUCAUGUGAUGCCACAAACACCAGCCCUCUUUAUUCAGCUGCUCGCCAGGACCACUUGGAAGUUGUGAAUGCCAUAUUAGACACUGAUGAAAGCACAGUUAGGAUUGUGAGAAAAAAUGGGAAAACUGCGCUUCACAAUGCUGUUAGAUAUGGCCUUCACCGAAUUGUAAAAGCUCUCAUAGACAGAGAUCCCGGAAUUGUUUCUAUUAAAGACAAGAAGGGCCAGACUGCGCUUCACAUGGCUGUAAAAGGCCAGGAUCCUUCUAUAGUAGAAGAUUUAUUAACUGCUGAUCUUUCAAUACUUAAUGCACGCGAUAAGAAGGGAAAUACAGCUCUACAUGUAGCCACAAGGAAAUGCCGUCCACAGAUAGUGAUCCUUCUACUCAGAUAUGCUUCCGUAGAGGUCAAUGCUAUUAAUAGUCAGAAAGAAACAGCGAUGGACUUGGCAGAGAAACUCCCAUACGGAGAACCUGCCUUUGAAAUUGGGGAAGCUCUUACAGAAGCUGGUGCCAAACAGGCUAGGCAUGUAGGCCAAGUGGAUGAGGCAAUGGAGUUGAAAAGAACUGUAAGUGACAUAAAGCAUGAGGUGCAAACACAACUCCUACAGAAUGCAAAAACCAGCAGAAGAGUGUCUGGGAUUAAAAAGGAGCUGCAGAAAUUGCACAGAGAAGCCGUCCAGAACACCACCAAUUCUGUGACAGUCGUUGCUGUUCUGUUUGCCUCCAUUGCUUUCAUGGCUAUAUUUAACUUACCUGGUCAAUAUUUUCAGGAUGGGCAAAAUGUUGGAGAAGCUAAUAUUGCUGAUUUGGUUGGGUUUCGUGUGUUCUGCCUUUUGAAUGCUACAUCUCUGUUCAUAUCUUUAGCUGUUGUUGUGGUUCAGAUCACUUUGAUUGCCUGGGAUACCAGGGCUCAGAAACAGGUUGUUUCAGUGGUGAACAAAUUAAUGUGGGCAGCUUGCAUUAGCACAUGUGGGUCUUUUCUGUCAUUAGCUUUUGUGGUUGUGGGAAAAGGCAGUUCAUGGAUGGCUAUUACUAUAACAGUAUUGGGUACACCAAUCCUUGUUGGGACUCUUGCUAGCAUGUGCUACUUUGUUUUCCGACAACAUUUCAAAACAUUUGGGGAUGAUUCUCAAAGGCGCAUUAGGAGGGCUGGUGGUAGCAAAUCCUUUUCAUGGUCUCGACACUCUGGCUAUUCAGAUCCCGAUGCUGACUCAGAUCAUGAGAAGAUCUACGCUUUGUAACUACGUAUUCGGAGGUGUAAAGCAUGUAAGAAAUCGGUUAAGUUGUAAAUAAAGCUAGUUUUGGAAUUCAGUUGCAGUAGCUUUGCCACUAGUGGUUCGAGUCCUAACCACCACUGAAUGCUGUUAUGUUUUUUUUUUCUGGUUAAUGGAAGGGAUUCUUUCUUUUUUGUGGAAAGGGUUCCAAUCAUGUGUAUUUAUGGGAACAAUAUGUAGAUUUAUAUAGAUGCAAGCAAUAAUUUUAGAAUGAUUCUGCAGC
Telopea speciosissima is the source of this 2037-nucleotide messenger RNA. RefSeq names its product ankyrin repeat-containing protein At2g01680-like. Bases 189 to 1781 code for a protein of 530 amino acids. Gene Ontology annotation, cellular component: plasma membrane. The record is from RefSeq and is a predicted model, not a curated record. The transcript is spliced from 3 exons. NCBI's taxonomy places the organism in Eukaryota, Viridiplantae, Streptophyta, Magnoliopsida, Proteales, Proteaceae. Gene Ontology annotation, molecular function: protein phosphatase 1 binding; protein phosphatase regulator activity.